Messenger RNA from Zophobas morio, 1715 nucleotides. RefSeq names its product BTB/POZ domain-containing protein 9-like. NCBI's taxonomy places the organism in Eukaryota, Metazoa, Arthropoda, Insecta, Coleoptera, Tenebrionidae. Gene Ontology annotation, molecular function: protein binding. Gene Ontology annotation, biological process: adult locomotory behavior; circadian behavior; modulation of chemical synaptic transmission. Bases 41 to 1666 code for a protein of 541 amino acids. Gene Ontology annotation, cellular component: cytoplasm. The transcript is spliced from 11 exons. The record is from RefSeq and is a predicted model, not a curated record.
GUCAAACCAAAACACUUAAACUGUGUAAAAUCUAAACAAAAUGGUGCAAAGUGACGAAAGUGUGACCAUUACAGACACCACCAAGUUACUCGGAGAUGUGGCAUCUCUGUACCUCAACCAGAAAUUUUCUGAUAUUACGUUGCUCGUCGAUGACCAAAAACUAUAUGCUCACAAGGUGAUUCUGGCCGUGAGGAGCGAGUACUUUGAAUCUUUACUUUACGGAGAUCCGCAAAACACAAACCAGACCGAAAUAGCAAUAACCGGUGUGCCUUUUGACGCUUUACGUACUCUAUUAAAAUACAUUUAUACAGGUACCAUCGCUGUUUCCUCCGAUCUUGAGUCAUCCCUUGAGAUACUAGGACUUGUCCAUCAAUACUCGUUCACAGACCUUCAAACCACCAUCAUUAAAAAACUAAAACCUCUUCUAAAUUUACAAAACGUUUGCCUCGUCCUCAACACUGCCAAUCUCUACGAUUUAGAAGAACUGCUGGAAGCCUGUCAUUCUUUCAUGGACCUUAACGCAUCUGAAGUCGUCACCAGUGACUGUUUCACCGACCUGUCCCAAAAAUCGAUGAUUAAACUUUUAGAACGCAAUUCUUUUGUUGCUCCCGAAAUCGAAAUUUUCAAAAACGUGGCUAAGUGGUGCAAAAUUCACAACGACGUUGAUCAUUUAGUUAUACAGUGUGUUCGUUUAUCGUCGAUGACUGUCGUGGACAUCGUAAGUACAGUCUGGCCUUCGAAACUAUUCGACUGUGAAAAGUUGUUACAAGCCAUUGCCGAGAUCGUUGGUGUCAAAACAAAAACUUCCACUUCUAGAGGGUUCUAUCUUUUGGACGAAAAUCUAGCAACUGCUGAACACAACGCUGAAGUGAUUCUUGGAACAAAUACAGCUUGGUUGUUGACAGGCGGCGGAAACACAGAAAGUAACUAUGCAUACCACGGUAUAGACGAUGAAAGUGGAAUUAUUGUGAGGCUUGGUACUCCAUCUUUUGUUAACCACUUCAAAAUGAGACUUUGGGAUGGGGAUAACCGCUCGUAUUCUUAUAACAUUUCGGUUUCUCUUGAUCAGAAGAAUUGGAGAAAAGUUAUCGACUACAGUCGUGUUAGUUGUCGUUCAGACCAGGUUCUCUUUUUUAGUCAGCAGGUGACCCAGUACAUAAAAAUUGUAGGGACGCAAAAUACAGCCAACCGAGAUUUUCGCAUCAUUUCCUUCGAAGCAUAUUUCAAAAAUGAUAUACCUACAAUUACAAAUGAUAUUAUUCGCCCCAAAUACAAUGUUGCAACUUUAGAGAAGAAAGCGAUUAUUAUUGAAGGGCAAGAUCCUUCCGCGUUGCUUGAUGGUAAUUCAGAUGACUAUAGUUCAUAUACCUAUCACAAAAUAGGCAGCGAACCUAUUACAAUCCAACUGGCUCAACCUUACAUGAUUUCAACAAUGAGAGUUUUAUUAUGGGAUAAAGAUAACAGAUACUAUAAAUAUUUUGUUGAAACUUCUAUAAAUAAUACUGACUGGGAGAUUGCUGUUGAUCUAAGAAAUGAAGAUUGCAAAUCUUGGCAAAAUCUUCGUUUUAAAGAAAGGGCGGUAGUUUUCAUCAGGAUAACCGGAACUUACGAUUCUGUGAACGGCUAUUUAGUUGUAAUGCACUUCGAAUGUCCCUCCGAGAUGUGAAGGAAAUGAAUGAAAGAUCGGGCCAUUGCUAAGAAGUUGUCUACAAAAC